AUGUCCUACACCAGCGACUGGUAUCAGCCAGCCGAGACUACACCUCACAAAUGCACACUCAUGGCUUAUCCCAACAAUACUUGUGUCACUGGUGGAGACCUACUGCUGGCGGCCCAGAAGGAAGUUGUGUCCAUCGCCAACGCCAUUGCCGAGUUUGAACCUGUCACCCUCUUUGCCAGCCCAGACACCCUCGACGAAGCCAAGGCUCUGGCAGGCAAGGGUGUCUCUGUCGUGCGCGAGCCCAAGACGAGUCACCUGUGGCUUCGGGAUUUUGGUCCCAUAUUUGUCAAGUCGCGGGACGAAAAGACUGUCCGUGGUGUGAACUUCAACUUCAACUACUGGGGCGGCAAACGCGGACCAUCCGGAGAUGAGGCUAUAGCGCCUAUUGCGGCUCAGCAGAUGACGGGCGCUGAGCCCUUGACUGUGAAGCUCGUUGCCGAGGGUGGUGGAAUGGAUAUUGAUGGGGAGGGUACUUUCAUGGCGGCUGAGAGUGCGGUGCUCAACGAGAACCGUAACCCCGGCCGAAGCAGGGAACAGGUCGAGGCCGAGCUUAAGCGUGUUCUCGGUGUCAAGAAGUUUCUUUGGCUCUCAGGAGAGACCGAUAAGGACACUACGGACUGCCACGUCGAUGCUCUUGCUCGAUUCGUUGGCUCGGGCAAGGUUGUCCUCAGCAAACCUUCACCAACAAACCCUGGACGAUACGUCGAGGCGUACAACGACGCCAAGGCGAAGCUCACUGGUGCUACCGAUGCCAAGGGUAGACCCAUCGAGCUCAUUGACUGCGUGGAGCCGGACUUGGGGAAGCUCGAGAACGUGGUCGAGGGGGACAUCAUCGCCUCGUACGUCAACUUUCUUCCCGUCAACGGGGGUCUGAUCAUUCCCAAGUUUGGCCAUGAUGAGAGAGAUGCGGAGGCCUUGGAGCUGUUUCAGAAGCUAUAUCCGGACCGUAAGGUGGUACAGGUGUAUAUCAACGCUCUUCCCAUUAUUGGUGGUGGCAUCCAUUGUGCGACACAACAGGUGCCUGCGGUGAACUAG
Messenger RNA from Fusarium vanettenii 77-13-4, 1035 nucleotides. RefSeq lists its product as uncharacterized. Lineage: Eukaryota; Fungi; Ascomycota; Sordariomycetes; Hypocreales; Nectriaceae. The transcript has a single exon. Gene Ontology annotation, biological process: putrescine biosynthetic process. The record is from RefSeq and is a predicted model, not a curated record. Gene Ontology annotation, molecular function: protein-arginine deiminase activity; agmatine deiminase activity. The coding region runs from base 1 to 1035 and encodes 344 amino acids.